AUGUCAUUCGAUUGUUGCAAGUCAGGCUUCAAAUGGGACGGAAAGCCAAUUGGCUCAGAAGGUGCCCUUGAUAAGAACAAAGCCUACAUCACCGGCUCGAACAAGGAUGUCGCUAUCUUGAUAAUUCAUGAUGUAUUUGGCUGGACAUUUAACAACCUCCGUAUUUUGGCAGACCACUUUGCACAAGAAGUUGAUGCCACCGUCUACCUUGUAGAUUCCUUUGGCGGCGAAGUCGUUGACGAAAACCUUCUCGAGUCCGCCGUGAAGACAGGGGAUGCCGAAGUGCUGAAAAAACUCGAUAUGCCAGGCUUCAUGGGCCGCAACUCCAAAGAUAUCCGUGGGCCCGAGGUUUUCGCCUGCGCCAGAGCUUUGAAGUCGCAAUACAAGAAGAUUGGCGCUGCGGGAUAUUGCUUCGGUGGAUGGGCAUCUUUCCAGCUCGGAGCGAAGGGCAACAAUCUCAUCGAUGCCAUCUCGGUUGCACACCCAUCGCUGCUCGUUAAAAGCGAGAUUGAUACGCUGUUUGUGCCGACACAGAUUCUGGCUCCUGAGACAGACCCGCAAUUGACGCCAGAGCUGAAGGAGUAUUGCAACAAGGUCAUUCCGGGUUUGGGUAUACCAUACCAGUAUGACUACUACCCAGGUCUCGUGCAUGGAUUUGCUGUGAAGGGUGACCCAAACAAUGCAGAGCAGAAAGCUGGACUGGAGAGAGCGAAGAACGCGACUGUGUCUUGGUUUAAUGAGUUUUUGCACUAG
This is a messenger RNA of Lachnellula hyalina, 753 nucleotides long. RefSeq names its product Hydrolase. Gene Ontology annotation, molecular function: hydrolase activity. Bases 1 to 753 code for a protein of 250 amino acids. NCBI's taxonomy places the organism in Eukaryota, Fungi, Ascomycota, Leotiomycetes, Helotiales, Lachnaceae. The transcript is spliced from 2 exons. The record is from RefSeq and is a predicted model, not a curated record.